AUAUGACGGUGUUUCUAAUUUAAGACAUUACUUGGCCGGGUUAAACGCACCGUCCCACCGUCACAGUAAACAAAGCAAAAGUGGUUGUGAAAUAUACAUCAAGGUGUAUUAAACCAGCAAAUCAUCCUGACGAUAGCUAGCUGAUAUAUACCAGGUAUAUACAUACGACACGUUUAUUAGCAAUUUGUUUGUCUACUGGUAAAAAUGGCUGGUAAAAUUGAAGUGCAGUCGGUUCAUAAGCCUGCAGUGAAACGACAUGACAUUAGUAAAUUGGACCUGGCGUUUGCUAUGGAUUGUACCGGAAGUAUGGGGUCCUACAUUGACUCCGCUCGGGAAAACAUUCGAAAGAUCGUGGAGGAGAUAGUGGCCAGUGAGAAAAGCGACGUUCGUUUGGCUCUUGUCAACUACCGGGACCAUCCCCCACAAGACAGCACGUUUGUCACACAGGUGCACGACUUUACCGCCUCACCUAACACGAUGAAAGGGUGGCUGAGCGCGACUUCAGCAGCGGGAGGGGGAGAUACACCGGAAGCUGUCGCCGACGCUCUGCACGAUGUUCUGAAAUUGAGUUGGAGGGAGGAUGCUACAAAGAUAUGUGUGUGUAUCUCCGACGCUCCUCCACACGGCUUGGGUGAUAGUGGCGAUAGCUUCCCAGACGGAUGUCCUGCCGGAAUUGACCCUAUAAACGUCGUCAACCAGAUGGCAGAAAAGGGAAUAACAUUAUAUAUAGCCGGUUGCGAGCCAAGCAUUACGCCGUACAAGAACUUUUUCAUGGCGAUCGCCUACAAUACAGGUGGACAGUACGUGCCAUUAAGCCGGGCUCAGGUUCUCACCCAGGUAAUUGUAGGCGGUGCUCAGGAGGAAAUGGCCCUGGAGCGGCUUAUGGAAGAAGUGAAUGAGGAAGUAAACGCCGACAUCGCGGCCGGACGAGCCAUCGACGAAACAGAGAUGUCGAGACGGGUACAUUCUAAAAUGGCCUCCAAAGGUAUUCGUUCAAAGCAACUGCAGAGAAACAAGGCAGACUUAGUGAAUGCAGCGGACGUUCCGGAAGUGAGUGCCCUAUCCAAGCUGACUAAUAUGGCCGAUAUUAAAGCCGCCUUCAAGCCUUCGACUGGCAGUGAGCGCCUUACGUACGCGAGCAGAUCUUUUGGUGGUGCACCGGUCCCAAUGUCGGCCCCUGGCGCCCCGAUGUCGGCCAUGAUGUCAUCUCCGGCGGAAGGCGAGCAUUAUGAUGUUGCAGAAGCACCAAUAACUAUCGCUCAGUCACAUAGAAUGGUGAAGAAAAGUCUGGCGAGAAACAUGGUCAACAAAAAAUAAUAUUUUAGACACAGACACCAGAUAACGUGACAAUUUUUAAAGAGGAAUGUGUUUCCCAAGUGACCGUUUCGUUUUGUGUUUUUUUAAAAACCCAUGAUAUAUAUUACAUACAUGUAUCAUAAAAUAUCAUGUGUUACCAUAAAAUAACAAAUCAUAUAUUGGAACAUCACCUGCUCUUAUGUACAUUCUUUCUUAGUAUCGGACAUAUUUUUAAAACCAGGAAGUAGGUUGUAUUCUAAGUCUUCGUUUUUCACUUUCUUUUGACUGUAUACUGUAUACCAAUACUAGUGAUGAAGUGUGAUUGAUGUUUAUCAUAAUGUUAAUAGUAGGAAGAUUAUUUGUCAGUUUCUUCGUUAUGUCGCUCCAUUUCUUUCAUUUUCGGAAAACCAGUAUCUGUAUUCCAGGAACAAAGAGGUCGUGAUGUUUUGCUUUCAAACCUACAUUUCUACAUUUGCAUUUCAUGCGUAGUUAAUUUUUAAUGUAAUUUCAAGGAAGAAAUCCAAGUUUUCCAUUGCAAGUUAGCGACGUACCAUACAUUUAUAUGUUCAUGUAACAUGUAUGUUUACCACUUUACAGUAUACGCGCAAUGUUGCCCUACCUUGUUUGUACUUGUGCGAGUAUAUUCACCACUGUACAGUAUACGCGCAUUUGUGCCGUACCGUAUAUGUACUUGUGCGAGUAUAUUCACCACUUUACAGUUUACGCGCAUUUGUGCCCUACCUUGUUUGUACUUGUGCGAGUAUAUUCACCACUGUACAGUAUACGCGCAUUUGUGUCGUACCGUAUAUGUACUUGUGCGAGUAUAUUCACCACUGUACAGUAUACGCAGAUUUGUGCCGUACCGUAUAUGUACUUGUGCGAGUAUAUUCACCACUAUACAGUAUACGCGCAUGUGUGCCGUACCGUAUAUGUACUUGUGCGAGUAUAUUCACCACUGUACAGUAUACGCGCAUUUGUGCCGUACCGUAUAUGUACUACUGCGAGUGUAUUCACCACUUUACAGUAUACGCGCAAUGUUGCCGUACCGUAUAUGUACUACCGCGAGUGUAUUCACCACUUUACAGUAUACGCGCAAUGUUGCCGUACCGUGUAUGUAAUUUUGCGAGUGCAUUCACCACUGUACAGUAUACGCGCAAUGUUGCCGUACCGUGUAUGUAAUUUUGCGAGUGUAUUCACCACUUUACAGUAUACGCGCAAUGUUGCCGUACCGUGUAUGUAAUUUUGCGAGUGCAUUCACCACUGUACAGUAUACGCGCAUUGGAUAUUUGCAAUACUUUAUUGAACUUCGGUUAUCAGUAUAUAUUUUAUAUAUUCCCAUUGAUGUAUCGAUUUAAUGUUGAAUAAUUUGAAUAAUUUGUGAAUAUUUAUGUUAUGUUUUUUUCAUGUUUGUGCAGUAGUUAUAUUAAAAAUUAAAAUUAAGCAUGUAUUGUA
Mya arenaria is the source of this 2748-nucleotide messenger RNA. RefSeq lists its product as uncharacterized. Gene Ontology annotation, molecular function: protein serine/threonine kinase activity. The record is from RefSeq and is a predicted model, not a curated record. Gene Ontology annotation, cellular component: cytoplasm. The coding region runs from base 205 to 1317 and encodes 370 amino acids. Gene Ontology annotation, biological process: peptidyl-threonine phosphorylation. The transcript has a single exon. Lineage: Eukaryota; Metazoa; Mollusca; Bivalvia; Myida; Myidae.